Molecule: messenger RNA, 2172 nt
Organism: Hyla sarda
Lineage: Eukaryota; Metazoa; Chordata; Amphibia; Anura; Hylidae
Product: calphotin-like
Exons: 2
Coding region: 1-2172 (723 amino acids)
Source: RefSeq, a predicted model, not a curated record
AUGCCUGACCCCGUUAUUAUUCAUAUACCUGACCCCGUUAUUAUUCUUAUACCUGACCCCAUUAUUAUUCUUAUACCUGACCCCAUUAUUAUUCUUAUACCUGACCCCGUUAUUAUUCUUAUACCGGACCCGGUUAUUAUUCUUAUACCUGACCCCGUUAUUAUUCUUAUACCCGACCCCGUUAUUAUUCUUAUACCGGACCCGGUUAUUAUUCUUAUACCUGACCCCGUUAUUAUUCUUAUACCGGACCCGGUUAUUAUUCUUAUACCUGACCCCGUUAUUAUUCUUAUACCCGACCCCAUUAUUAUUCUUAUACCCGACCCCAUUAUUAUUCUUCUACCUGACCCCAUUAUUAUUCUUAUACCCGACCCCAUUAUUAUUCUUAUACCCGACCCCAUUAUUAUUCUUAUACCCGACCCCGUUAUUAUUCUUAUACCGGACCCCGUUAUUAUUCUUAUACCCGACCCCAUUAUUAUUCUUAUACCCGACCCCAUUAUUAUUCUUAUACCUGACCCCGUUAUUAUUCUUAUACCUGACCCUAUUAUUCUUAUACCUGACCCCGUUAUUAUUCAUAUACCUGACCCCGUUAUUAUUCUUAUACCUGACCCCAUUAUUAUUCUUAUACCUGACCCCGUUAUUAUUCUUAUACCUGACCCCGUUAUUAUUCUUAUACCUGACCCCGUUAUUAUUCUUAUACCUGACCCCGUUAUUAUUCUUAUACCGGACCCCGUUAUUAUUCUUAUACCUGACCCCGUUAUUAUUCUUAUACCUGACCCCAUUAUUAUUCUUAUACCUGACCCCGUUAUUAUUCUUAUACCUGACCCCGUUAUUAUUCUUAUACCUGACCCAGUUAUUAUUCUUAUACCUGACCCCGUUAUUAUUCUUAUACGUGACCCCGUUAUUAUUCUUAUACCUGACCCCAUUAUUAUUCUUAUACCUGACCCCAUUAUUAUUCUUAUACCUGACCCCGUUAUUAUUCUUAUACCUGACCACGUUUUUAUUCUUCUACCUGACCCCGUUAUUAUUCUUAUACCUGACCCCAUUAUUAUUCUUAUACCUGACCCCAUUAUUAUUCUUAUACCCGACCCCGUUAUUAUUCUUAUACCUGACCCUAUUAUUCUUAUACCUGACCCCGUUAUUAUUCUUAUACCUGACCCCGUUAUUAUUCUUAUACCUGACCCCAUUAUUAUUCUUAUACCUGACCCCAUUAUUAUUCUUAUACCCGACCCCGUUAUUAUUCUUAUACCUGACCCCGUUAUUAUUCUUAUACCUGACCCCAUUAUUAUUAUUAUACCUGACCCCAUUAUUAUUCUUAUACCUGACCCCAUUAUUAUUCUUAUACCUGACCCCGUUAUUAUUCUUAUAUCCGACCCCAUUAUUAUUCUUAUACCUGACCCCGUUAUUAUUCUUAAACCUGACCCCGUUAUUAUUCUUAUACCUGACCCCGUUAUUAUUCUUAUACCUGACCCCAUUAUUAUUCAUAUACCUGACCCCAUUAUUAUUCUUAUACCUGACCCCGUUAUUAUUCUUAUACCUGACCCCAUUAUUAUUCUUAUACCUGACCCCAUUAUUAUUCUUAUACCUGACCCCGUUAUUAUUCUUAUACCUGACCCUGUUAUUAUUCUUAUACCUGACCCUGUUAUUAUUCUUAUACCUGACCCUGUUAUUAUUCUUAUACCUGACCCCAUUAUUAUUCUUAUACCCGACCCCAUUAUUAUUCUUAUACCCGACCCCAUUAUUAUUCCUAUACCUGACCCCGUUAUUAUUCUUAUACCUGACCCCGUUAUUAUUCUUAUACCUGACCCCGUUAUUAUUCUUAUACCGGACCCCGUUAUUAUUCUUAUACCUGACCCCGUUAUUAUUCUUAUACCUGACCCCGUUAUUAUUCUUAUACCUGAUCCCGUUAUUAUUCAUAUACCGGACCCCGUUAUUAUUCCCAUACCGGACCCCGUUAUUAUUCUUAUACCUGACCCCGUUAUUAUUCAUAUACCUGACCCCAUUAUUAUUCUUAUACCUGAUCCCGUUAUUAUUCAUAUACCUGACCCCAUUAUUAUUCAUAUACCUGACCCCGUUAUUAUUCUUAUACCUGACCCCGUUAUUAUUCUUAUUCCUGACCCCGUUAUUAUUCUUAUACCUGACCCCAAAUUGGCCAAAAUAUCAAUGAUGCCAUAA